AUGCUGGUGGAUCCAGUGUAUUUGAAGUACAUCCAGAAAUCAUGUACUCUCCACUUGUUUUGUAGCAGCCAACUGAUAGAGAAAUUCUGUGAAUAUGAAGAAAGUCUUCAGAGUACAGAACUCUUCAGCUGUAUUCCAGAGCCUCCUGUGAACCUGAAAUCUUCUCCAGGACUUUCCACAUGUGAGAAGCAUGUGUGUGGAGAAGGAAGCAUUGGCCAUUCAUCUCUAGGUGCACCCCUAAAUCAUCAGGUAGGACACAAACCUCAUAAAGACCAGGAAUAUGGAUGGAAGUUGUAUAAACAUAAGGAGUUUGGGGGCAGCUCCAGUCCUCUUCUGUCCCUUCAGACACACAAAAGUGCUCACACUGGAGAGGAACCUAAAAAUAAGGACUACAAAGAAGACCUUCCUUGUUUCAGACCUGAUCAAAGCUAUGAACAACAUGACCAAGCAAAGAAGUCUUACGUAUGUAAGCAAUGUGGGAAAUGCUUCUCAUAUCUCAAUUUCUUAAAAACACAUGAAAAGAUUCAUUGUGGUAAAAAUACCUAUGUGUGUGAACUGUGUGGGAAAGGCUUUGUUAGGUUAGGUUACCUUAUCAGACAUAAAAUAACUCACACUGUUGAGAAGUCUUUUGUAUGUAAUCGUGGUGCAAAGCCCUACACAUGUAAUCAGUGUAGGAAAAGUUUUUCUCGCUCUACUUCCCUUCGAAGACACACAAGAAUCCACACUGGAGAGAAACCCUAUGUAUGUAAACAAUGCGGGAAAGGAUUCAUUACUUCUAGUAACCUUCAAGUACAUGAACGAACUCACACUGGGGAAAAACCUUAUGUAUGUAAGGAUUGUGGGAAUGCCUUUAGGCUUUUGAUCCAAUUGCAAAAGCAUGAAGUAAUUCACAGUGGUGUGAAUCCCUUUGUUUGUAAGCAAUGUGGGAAAAGCUUUACUUGUUCUGGUUCUCUAAAAACACAUGAAAGAAUUCACACUGGGGAGAGGCCCUAUGUGUGUGAGCACUGUGGGAAAACCUUUGGUUAUUCCAGUACCCUUAAAACACAUGAAAGAAUCCAUACUGGAGAGAGACCAUAUGCAUGCCAGCAAUGUGGGAAAACCUUUCGUUAUGCUUUUUAUGUUCAAAGACAUGAACAAAUCCACAAAAGAGAGAGGCCCUAUGAAUGUAAGCAAUGUGGGAAAGCCUUUCGUUAUGCUUUUUAUGUUCAAAUACAUGAACGAAUCCACAGCAGCAAGAGACCCUAUGAAUGUAAGAAGUGUGGGAAAGGAUUUAUAGCUUCUAAUCAACUGGAAAUACAUGAAAGAACUCACACUGGAGAGAGACCUUAUGUGUGUAAGCAGUGUGGGAAAGGUUUCUUGACAUCAUACCGUUUGGGAAGACAUGCACUGAUUCAUAGUAGAACAAAUAAAGAUGUUUGUAAGUAGCAAGAGAAAGUCUUCUUUUAGUUAGCUCUUAUAGAAAUCAAACUACAGGAGAGCGAAAGUUAAUGCUGAAAAUGUGGGAGAAUGUCAUAGUGGAGAGAUAAGUUUUUGUUUGUUUGUUUGUUUUUUGAGACAGAGUUUUGCAAUGUAGUCCUGGCUGUCCUGGAACUCAUUCUGCAGACCAGGCUGGCCUUGAACUCGCAGAGAUCCACCUGCCUCUGCCUCUUUAGUGCUAGGAUUAAAGGUGCACACCACCGCUGCCAGGCUUGAAAAGCUAUUUUUUUAAUCAAUGUGGCUUUUAGUACUAGUAGUUGCCUUCAAAUACAUGGGAGCAGACACACUGGAGAAAGGCUGCAAGCAACGAGAGAACGUCGUCUGCAAUCUUCUCGUUGUGAAGAAGAUGUGAAAUAUCUCACACUGGAGAGAAACCUUGUGCACGCAAUGUAGACAGCCUUUAGUUCUCUCAGGGCCCCAACAGACACUGAAGUUAAUAUUUGGGAGAGAAAGCUUUCAUACAUGAGAAAUCGUCCAGAUUUUUCAAUUAUCCCAGGUUCUUUUGCAGACAUGAAUAUAGUACAGGUUAAUUCUAAAAUAUAGAAUUUGUGAAGUCUUCAUUACCACUUUCAUAGCAUUUAGAAGAAUGAAUCUUGAGAAUUCAUCAUUGGAAAACAUGUGGGAACAUUUUUUGGUUCAACUCAAAAAUUGAGAAAUAACUGGGCCGUGGUGGCGCACGCCUUUAAUCCCUGCACUCGGGAGGCAGAGGUAGGCUGUUCUCUGUGAGUUCGAGGCCAGCCUGGGCUACAGAGUGAGUUCCAGGAGAGGCACCAAAACUACACAGAGAAACCCUGUCUCAAAAAACAAAAAACAAACAAACAAAAAAUUGAGAAAUAGUAAGGUUGGGGAAACAAACAAGUUUGAUUAAAAGAGACAAUUGUGGCCGGGCGGUGGUGGCGCACUCCUUUAAUCCCAGCACUCGGGAGGCAGAGCCAGGUGGAUCUCUGUGAGUUCGAGGCCAGCCUGGGCUACCAAGUGAGUUCCAGGAGAGGCGCAAA
Peromyscus californicus insignis is the source of this 2474-nucleotide messenger RNA. RefSeq names its product zinc finger protein 664-like. The coding region runs from base 1 to 1425 and encodes 474 amino acids. The record is from RefSeq and is a predicted model, not a curated record. Gene Ontology annotation, biological process: negative regulation of transcription by RNA polymerase II. The transcript has 2 exons. Gene Ontology annotation, molecular function: DNA-binding transcription repressor activity, RNA polymerase II-specific. NCBI's taxonomy places the organism in Eukaryota, Metazoa, Chordata, Mammalia, Rodentia, Cricetidae.